Spirometra erinaceieuropaei is the source of this 7273-nucleotide messenger RNA. Lineage: Eukaryota; Metazoa; Platyhelminthes; Cestoda; Diphyllobothriidea; Diphyllobothriidae. The record is from the annotation of a GenBank genome assembly.
AUGGCCAGUGCGGAGGCCAAAAUGCGUCGCCACAGAUGCGGUAACUGCUUCGAUUGCCCCAGUUGCGGUCACAAUCUCUCUACGCGAGCCACCAUCGUGCUGGUGCCGUCGGCUGAGGGCGCCGCCUCAAAGGACGCCAACAAGUCGACCCCGCAGAAGGUGUACUACCUCACAUGCAACUUUUGCCGUUGGUCCACCCGCGACAGCGGCAUCGUCGAUCAGACGACUCCGGCGGGUGGUUGGCAGGAGUCGCCCAAUCCGCACGAACACCGCGUAAGUGCUGUGGGCAUUUUUUGCCGGAAGGGUGUUCAUCAAUCUCUCCCUGGGGCUGUGCGUCCACUGCCCUUCCAGAUUGUCACACAGCGACGAAUCACCCAUUCUAGAGGAGCAUAGGCGACAGAAAUCAAGAGCAUUUGAAUGGCAAUUUCCAGCUUAUUAGUCGUCAGCUGCGGGUGUCAAUGCUCCCGAGGUUUAAACGCGUUUUAAGUCUAAAGCUCCAUCUACUAGGACUACAGUGCGUGACCGAUCUCAUGAAAUGUUGGCCGAAAUUCUGGAAUGCGUGUUCGAUUAGGAAGGACUACUUAGGUGGUGUUGUAAUAUUCACUAGCUUGCAUCAUAAUCCCAUGGUACUUCAGACUCUCCAGGGUGUCAGCUCUUGAAUGCCCUUCUUUUUGACCUCCUGCAGAAACCUCACUCAGUAAAAAAUGACUCCUUAAGUAGCAUACAUUUUUCAACAUUGAUUUUCGGUGGUCUUAUAAAUUCAGAUACAUUUUAUACAAAACAUGCACAAAAAUAUGCCUUCUUUUACUCCUUUGGUAGGAAAUCACAUUAUCUUCAUAUUUUAUACCUGAAUAAAGUGUAUAUUUAGGUUUUGAAAAAGUUCCUAAUUAUGGGAUUUUUAAGACCGUGCGAUGUCCAUGCCUAUAGAACCGCACAUGUCCGUUUACCAAUGCUCCUCAUAAAAUGUAUAACGCAGUCCGGAUCCAUCGCAAAAUUUUAUAAACUCUAUAUAGUAUCUUCCUGAAAGCAUAGGGGAGUAUAUGAUUUUCCUUAUGCGGCAAGCAUGCACCUUGCAGAAUGAAAUCGUUAAACGCUAAUGCAAUGGCAGAUCAGGCUCGAAGUUAUUCGGGAAUUGGAAGGCUUUUUUAAAACCUAAAUAUACACUUUCUUCAGGUAUAAAAUAUGAAAAUAAUGUGAUUUUCUACCAAGGGAGUAAAAGAAAACCUAUUUUUAUGCAUGUUUUCUAUAAAAUGUAUCUGAAUUUAUAAGACCACCGAAAAUCAAUGUUGAAAAAUGCAUGCCCUUUAAGUAGUUAUUUUUUUACCGAGUGUGGUUUCCGCAGGAGGUCAAAAAGAGGUGCACUGCAAAGCCGACAUCCUGAUGAGUCCGAAAUGCUAUAGGAUUAUGAUGCACGCUAAUGAAUAUUGCAACACCACCCAAGUAGUCCUUCCUAAUCGAAAACGCAUUCCAGAAUUUCGGCCAACAUUUCAUGAGAUCGGUUACGCAUUGUACCUGACAAUCCCCACUUUGGCUGAACUAGGAGAUGUGGGGUACCACUGGCCGAUGAUGACUAACUAGUCAUCGUCUUUACUGACCGUACUCCUCGUCGGUAAGAUCUUUUCUGUUUGACCAGCUUGUCCAGGAUUUUUCCAUUGGAAGGUUUUUGACGUGGUCGAAAUAUGGGGGCCGUCCAAAUGACCCGCCGUUAGGGCUCUGUAUUUCAACCCUGUCUCGACUCUGACGGGUUUUCUCAAGCAGGAGCAAAGUAGAAACGCGUUUUUAUUCUCAGUAAAGCCGAUUGAACCCCCUCAAGGUCGUUGUCCUCGUCAGCAAGGCGAACCAUUUAGCAGGGGAGGUUGGUGAGCGUUAUUUGGCACGCACAAAAACGGCCAUGAUGGCCAGAUCUGCUCAAGCCUUUGUGUUGCGGACAUGACGCCGGCCCUAAAUGCUGGAAGUCAGGAGUUGAACUCUGCCAGGGAAAUACCAUUUUGGUUAUUUUUUUACGAGAGUCUGAAAAGUUCGGUUGUUUUUGAGGUAUGACUAUCUGUUUUUAUGCCUCGUAUUUCGCACUUCAAGGCCAUGGAGAGGUAGGACACUAGCAGGGUUGGACUCAGACAGCAGCUGUUUCGCGCCAGACACCUAUGACCGGACGAAAAUCGAUUCACAUAAACUCACGACAUACCUGGUUCCUAGAACGCAUCUCACUGUCAGGGGAUGAAACCAAUUUUCCCGGAGACGCCGUUUAGAUUGGAGCGUGUCCAUCCCAACUGAAAAACCAUUGAGAACGCCAAGAGUAGAAUGCUGGGUUCCGAUUGAAGGCCCUACCAGCCAUAUGCGUUUAUCACACCCUGGAUCGAGUUGCAUACUCCAACUUGAAAUGCACGUACGGUAGAUAUUAAGCGAAAUUCUGAAAUGUGUUUUCAAUUCGAAAAGAUUACCUAAGUAGGGUUGCCAUGUUAGUUAUCGUGUCGCAUAUUGCUAAGAUAUUACAGUCACGUCAAGAUGCCGGCUUUCGAACGAGUUCCUUAUCGACCGCCUGCGUAAACCACAUUCCUCAAACAUGACUACUUAGUGGGAAUUUUCUCCAUUGAUUUUCGAUGCCUUUGCAAAUUCAAAUAUUUUAUCGGAAACGCGCACAAAAUACUCCUCCUUUUACUCAUUUGAUAGCGAAUUACAACUUCUUCAGGGUUCAUACUUGAAGAAAGAGUAUCUUUUAGUUACAAAAAAGUUUCUAAUUAUGAGGUUUUCCAAGUCCUUGGAAUGUCCAAUCGUAAAGCAUCGCAUCAUCAUAUUCAUUAAUGUUGUUUAUAAACUGGGUAACGUAGUCGAUUUCUAUAACAAUUUUUGGGAGCUUCAUAUGUCAUCUUCUUAAUAUAGUAUAGAAAUGUAUGAUUUUACUUAUACAGAAAGUAUAUAGCGUAUAGUCUGGAAACCCAAAAUGCAACUGUAGCGUCAGGUCUGGUUAAAAAUUAUUCCGGGGUUGAGGCCGUUUUCUGAAAAUAGAAAGAUACUCUUUCCUCAAGUAUAAAGUUCUAAGAAGUUGUAAUUUGCUAUCAAAUGAGUGAAAGAAAGAGUAUUUUCCCAUAAAAUAUUUGAAUUUGUAAAGGCAUCUAGAAUAAAUGGGAAGAAUUAACGCUACUCAAGUAGUCAGUUUUUACGGAAUGUAGUUUACGCAGGCGGUUGCCAGGAAGCUCGUUGGAAAGCCGACAUCCUGAUCUGACUGAAACAUCUUGACAUUACGCGACACGAUAAUCAACACGACAACCCUACGCAAUUAAUCAUUUCAAAAUGAAAACACAUUUCAGAAUUUCGCCCAACUUUUCAUGUACUUGUACUUGGUACAGCUGUGAUUACGUCUGACCUGGCCCGCCCCGAUGAUAUCGCUGAUUGUACCUCUGCACUCGUGACGAUCUGCGAUAGCGGAUCUGCAGAGUUCGACCACUGUCUUCUCUACCGGUCGAGACCGACCACCCAAGAUCUAAGGACCACUUCCAUUUCUUGGCGAACUGUGCCGAGUUGGGUUUUAAGCUAACUCCUUCACGUGGGCAACGACGCCAGAUCAAAGGCAGCAAAGUUGAGCUCAUGAGUCGGACGAUGAUGAAAGUUUUCGUUGGAUUGUUCGAGACAUCCCCGCGAUGUAGUCGCAGUGAGCGUGGACGAAAUCGGUGUACUGAACACGAAGGAUGGUCGCCAAGCUGCGGCGAUCGGCACCUUCAGCGUUCGCGCAUCCACGUGCACAACCCAACGUUCACAACCCUUUGGGAGGACUGGCCGGACGCAUGCUCAAUGCACGUGGACCUUUGUGGCAAUGGAGAUGCUGCGUCGGGUUCAUAGACACUUUCCGAAGAUCGUUAAAAUUCUGCCUCGGACAUUUAUUGGCGUCUUGGGGGCUUGGAAUACAGGCGAGUCCCCAACAGCCGAUCGACUUGUUUGUUCAAGGUUUCCUCUCCUAGUAUUUUGACUCAAAAAUCGGUCGGAUGUGGUUUGGUAACCCCACCUGAAGUAAACAAACCCCAGUCACCUCUAAUACGGGACCGGUGGUAAUAGGGGUUUUUACAGGUGGAGCCGGGGAACGCACAGGCGACGAGGUCAAGUAGUUGUGGGCCAAAGAAAAGCUGUUGGGAGUGCGUUGUUGUACUUUCAAUGGUUGAGAAAUAGUUGGGCUAACCCCUAACUAUAGCUCCUUAUCCUAAACCCCAACAGUAGUGUCCACCAGUUGGGGCUACCAAACCACAUCUUACCCAAAAAUCUAGCCACAAGGCAUCGGUGUCAAGCAAACUUCUUUGGUAACGGUUCACGGUCGCCAUGUCACAGCACCGCCAUCGGUCUUUGCGGCGUCGCUGGACUGACUAGCCGUAUUGCCCUGCCUGGGUUGUAGCUAGCAUCCGUUGGCGAAGGCCUCUGGAGAAGCUUGCUGGUGACCGAUAGACAACCUGGAAAGCUUCUUUGGCAUCGACUCGGUGAUUCGUAUCGACAAGAUGUGCGAGAAUAGGACUCGAAAUCGAUUACUUUUCACCUCUGUCUAGCCAGGCCGGUAUGUGUUCAUGUGCUCUCUUUUCCAGACCCCUCGUUGUACGGCCAAUGUAUCUCGCUCCAUAGGAGCGAAUGAAUAAGCAAAUACACGUCAUCGUGGGAACGAUGAGCGUUAAUAGCUUCUGAGUCACCUAUAAACCCCGUGAACUUCGCAUAUUUUCAAUUUGGAUGUAACUAUUAUGGGUCGGAUAUGGUCUGGUAGUCCCACCUGAAGUAAACAGACCCCGGUCACCCUUAAUACGGGACCGCAGGUAAUAGGGGUUUUUACAGGCGGAACCGGGGAACGCACAGGCGACGAGGUCAAGCAGUUGUAUGCAAAAGAAAAGCUAUUGGGAGUGCGUGGUUGUACUUUCACUGGUUGAGAACUAGUUGGGCCAACCCCUAACUAUAGCUCCUUAUCCUAAACCCCAACCGCUAGCCCUAACCCCAACCCCAAAAGUAUUGUGUCCAUUAGGUGGGGCUGCCAAACCACAUCUUACCCAAAAAUCUAGCCACAAGGCAUCGGUGUUUAGCAAACUUCUUUGGCAACGGUUCACGGUCGCCGUGUCACAGUGCCGUCAUCGGGCUUUGCGGCGUCCCAUACCUCAGCCCCCUUGAAUGCCUAUUCGCCACAUCCGAGAGCCUGCUUGUUCGCAGAAGGUCGUUCCACUAUCCGCCACCCAUGGAGACCCCGACUAUCCGCCAGCCAGACUAACGUGUGCCCGUCUUCCGAUGUUUGGUUAAAUCCAAUUCUUUUUUGGGAAAAUUUCCACACAAAUACUCCUUGUUUCAAAUCUUGUAGUAAAUAACGUCAUCCUGUCUGGCUGAGUAGGUUUCUUCUGCUUUAGGCGUGUGUACUGCAGUGACCUACUAUCCACAAUUAUGUUAAUGUUUUUUCCAUAAUACAGAUCUGUUGCCUUAUUGCAUUCGCACCGGGAGGUCCAUUCAUGUGCCAUGGAGAGAAUUACGAGAUUUUGACCCAACCGUGAAAAACUAGACGACCUCGGUGAAAUUGUUUGCCCAUAAAGCACAUACCAUGUGAUUUGGGGACUUAAGCAAUAAGUGAAACUUCUGGUCACUUUCUAAAACACCCAGAAAUUACUGCAUUUCUUUACUUACGAGGAAUAAGUCGCCCUAGCAGGCACAGGUUGCAAGAAGGCGCUGUUUUGUACAAAUUCGAUGUUGUAGGUAAGUAUUCUAUGCCUCCACUCCAGGAAAUAUGAUAGAAAUGAGAUGGUUGUUUGUUCAUGACUUGAGCCCAACAAAGACAGACUACCUGAUUUAGGAAACCAAUGAACGGACGUUUAAAGGAUGUACUAUUCAAGUGAAUCACGUCACUCAUGUAAUGUUUCCUUGCGCGUGUGACUGACUUAGGUGGCGUAAAAUACCCUCAACCAGGACUUGAAUCGUUACCUCGGACAAUUUAAUCAGAACUUAUGUGUACUAGUAAUCAGUGUUGCGAUCCAAAUGAAGUAAUCGUUAUAUGAAAACAUAGUUGGAUACUUCCACCAGCAAGUCGAAUGUCUUGUUCUGGUAGCGAAAAUCUUUACAAUCUUAGAUUGCCCCAGUAACUGUUGACGUCUCAGCCCCGCUCACUUGGGCCUUCGUCGUCAGUGUCGUCGUAUUUACUGCUGGUCGCAUUCUUUAUUUGUCCUUUCGUCUAUGCUUCGUUCCCCGUAUAGUCUAGCCCAAAUUAUCACAACCAACUGAGGCACUGUUGGCGUAGGUUUUAGUCCUUUUCUACGGUCUUCCGUGUAACUUUUGCAUCGGCGCCGUCCUGCCUUGUUGGGCGCGUUAGAAGAGAAGACGGCAAGAUCUGCACACGCAACUCCUGCAUUGGCGUGCGUUUUGAGUGAAGCGUGAUCCAGGGUUUAGGACCCUUCUAUUCAUUGAUUGGCCACGCGCCGCUUUGCUGUUUGGGUUUUGUGCCGAUGCGAGUCACAGGAAGCAGUCGGGAGGCGGGAGACGCAGUCGCUGAAACGAGAGUUUUUAUUCGUCUGGCGUUUCGUGCCCACAUUCAGAUUCAUCAUCAGGGGCAGAAUCAGGUAGGCGGUAACGUCUUGCACAAGUGUUGUUGCAGUGCUUGUUUCGCCUGGCAAGACUGGGUGGCCGCCUCGUACAUCGCAGUUGGCUGCACGUGGGGCAAUAAUUAGGUCGGAUGCGGUUAUGUAGCCCCACCUGAAGUAAACAAACCCCAACCACCUCUAAUGCGAGACCGAUGGUAAUAGGGGGUUUUUACAGUUGGGGCAGGGGAACACACAGUCGACGAAGUCAAGUAGUUGUAUGCAAAAGAAAAGCUAUUGGGAGUGCGUGGUUGUACUUUCAAUGGUUGAGAAAUAGUUGCAUUAACCCCCCAACCCUAAUCCUAACUAUAACCCCUUAUCCUAAACCCUUCCCCGUAAACAUGACCCCUUACCCUGACGGUCGGAUCUUAUUUCGUAGCCGUACCUGCAUUCGACAAGCCCCAGCCUAACCACUAACCUUAACAUCUCACCCCAACCCCCUAACCCUUAUCAGGUACGGCUACGAAAUAGGAUCUUGCCCGCCUACGUACAAGAACUCCUAAGAAACGCUGCGUCUCGUUCUUCCCACUCUCGAUCGUAAAUUCGAUCAUCGCAUAUACCUCGUCCAUUGUCCGAGGUAGUAAUUUCCCGUCUCUUGAGUUAUUGCCUGACAAGGACGUCAUCCACAUAUCAUUUACAGGAUGCAAACCGUUGCAAGUUUUGGGUCAGUUUUCGCACGACACGAAGAUGUCUGUUAG